ACAAGAGGGCGCUGUUAUACUGGAUGAGCCCUUCAGAAUCUAGGUACAUGAACGUGCGUGUGAUGUGUGUGUGUAUAUAUCCAGUGAAAAUCACCCGGAGACGGACCGAGGUAGUUUUUGACCGUACCAAUGUGUGUGGCCUAUAAAUAUAUGAUACUAACCCUGGCGGAAUCAUCUCAUGGACACAAGAGUAUAUCGAAAAUGAGGGAAUAAUCGGAGGAGGCACACGGCGAGGUUCGUCUGUAGCUAGCGUUCUGGUGAACUGCGAGUGGGAUCACAGCUGCUGGCUACGAAAAUGUCGGGAAAAAUAGAGAGCAAGCAAGACUCGCAGCGGUCCCAUCUGUCCUCUUUCACCAUGAAACUGAAGGACAAGUUUCAUUCUCCCAAGAUCAAGAGGACUCCAUCCAAGAAGGGCAAGCAACUGCAGCCUGAGCCAGCAGCCAAGAGUACUGAGAAACCUACUAACAAGAAGGUUAGUCGGCUAGAGGAGCAUGAGAAGGAAGUGGUCAGUGCUCUGCGCUACUUCAAGACAAUCGUGGACAAAAUGGUUGUGGAGAAGAAGGUUCUGGAGAUGCUCCCGGGCUCGGCCAGCAAGGUGCUUGAAGCUAUCCUUCCUCUGGUUCAGGUAGAGGCCCGGAUACAGCACAGCUCUGCGCUGUCUUCCUGCCAUAACCGUGUGUACCAGAGUCUGGCCAAUCUUAUUCGUUGGGCAGACCAGGUGAUGCUAGAUGGCGUUGACUUGGAAGACAAGGAAAAUGUGGCGUCUGUAACCAGUGUCAUCAAAGCUGUCUUGGAUGGAGUAAAGGAAUUGGUAAAGCUGACCAUAGAGAAACAGGAGCACCCGUCCCCCACCACUCCUAAUAAACCAGCACCCCCUGCUACUACAGCAGAGACCGUGUCAUCAGAGAUGCCCUUAAUAGAUCGGGAGCCAGAGGUCUCCAAUAAGAUGUCUCCGGCAGCUACUCCUGCAGAGACUGCCUCUGACAUACCAAAUGAGGAUGUAGCCCCUCCCAAACCCCCACUUCCGGAAGCCAAGAUGGCAGAGCUCAGAGCACAGUUGAGUGCUGACGCUGGCCAAAGGAGACCCUCUCAGAAGGAGAAUCCUCCACCUGCUCUUCCACCUAAGAAGCGCCAGUCAGCCCCUUCGCCUACACGGGUGGCAGUGGUUGCCCCUAUGAGCCGUGGCUCCAGCCUGCCCUGCAGUGUCCACAAACAGCAGCAGGAGUACGAGCAGGAGUUCCUUCAGAGACGUUUUUCUGGGGGUAGCCAGUCAUACGGAGGCGACUCUCCACGCCUGUCUCCCUGCAGCAGCAUGGGGAAACUUAGCAAAUCUGAUGAACAGCUUUCCUCCAUGGAGCAGGACAGUGGUCAGUGUUCUCGUAACACCAGCUGUGAGACUCUUGACAACACAGAGAACUACGACCCAGAUUACGACUUCCUCCAUCAGGACUUGUCAGCUGGGGAAAACCUGCCCCCAAUACCAGUGGGAGGGUGCUUGAGCCCCCUGCCCGAGUCUCACAGCGAGUCAUCUUCCCCAGUUCCCGGACAGCAUCCCUCACAUCCCCGCUUCAGUGCUCCUCCGCCUCAGCAGCCACCCGAAUCCUGGACCACCCACCCCAUCCUGACUAACUCCUUACAGUCCUUUCGUGUCAGUGCACCUCCUGCCCUGCCCCAGAAGAAAUGGCGCAGCACCCAGGCAUCGUCCUUCACUGAUGGAGGAUCCAGGGUUCUGUAUGAGCGCUACCCCUCCCAAUAUGACAACUUGUCCGAAGAGGAGCUACACCCAACACCACCAUUCCCCCUUUUCACACCCAUCUCGCCCAUGCCCCAGACAAACGGGGGCGUGUUCGUCACCCAGUACGUAGGCACCGAGAAUGCAGAUGUCCCCGCCAGUCCCCCGCCACUCCCAGAAAAGAAAAGCAGACACAUCCUCCAGUACAUGCAAUUUGUGGAAGACUACUCUGAACCACAGCCCUCCGUGUUCUACCAGAUGCCACAGAGUGAGAGCAUCUAUGAGCAGCGUAACAAACGCUUCCAAGAGGUGUAUGGCUUCAACGAUUCCUUCAGCAGCACUGACUCGGUCCACGAGCCGGUGCAGCCCCCUGCGUUGCCCCCAAAACAAAGGCAACUGGCCUCCCACUCUUCCUCCCCCUCUUCCUCCUCAUCCUCUUCUCUCUCCUGCCACCUCCAGCCGUCUGUGGCGGCCAUGGAGGAGGCGGGCACUGGGCUGGGCCUCAGCAUGUCCGUCUCUAACUCCUACCUGAUUGGCCAAGCAUCUUUGACCACACCCACGAGCUUGGACCAAGUUGCCUUGACCAAUGCCACCAUUCUGGAUGGCAGCGGGGGUGGGACCAACGGUUCCCUGGCUGGCUCAAUGGGCUCUGUGGCUGUCUGUCUUCCUUCUGAGUCUUCUCUCACUGACUCUCUCCACACCUCAGCGAGUGAGAGCGCGAAUGACGAGGGCGGGGAGGGAGAGUAUGUCAACUUGUACUCAUCCAACCAGGCCAAUGGGGAGCUGCCCCACUCCCUCAGAGAGACGAUCACAGCUGACGAUAUACUCCAAGACCCCACCCCACAGAUGCCAUCCGCCAACAACAAAGAGGCUUUGGACAAAGAAAGGAGGCAGAAGUCAGCAGAGUCGGCUGGUAGUGAUGAGGAAGAUGUGGACGAGCUCUCCCUCAUAGACCACAAGGAGAUUAUGAACAGGAUAACACUAAAACAAGAAAAUGACGAUGGCCCUGAUGUUCGUGCUGGAUCAGGAGAUAUUCUCUUAGUCCAUGCUACAGAAACAGACCGCAAAGAUCUUGUUGUGUACUGUGAAGCCUUUCUGACUACAUAUAGGACUUUUAUAACCCCUGAGGACCUCAUUAAGAAACUACACUACAGAUAUACCAGGUUUUGCCACAGUCCGGACACCUUCAAGAAGCGAGUUAGCAAGAACACAUUCUUUGUGCUGGUUCGUGUGGUGGAUGAGCUGUGCCUGGUGGAGUUGACAGAGGACAUCUUAAAACAGCUGAUGGACCUGGUGUUUACGCUGGUGUGCAAUGGCGAGCUCAGCCUUGCCCGUGUGCUUCGCAAGAACAUCCUGGAUAAGGUGGAGCAGAAGAAGCUGUUGCGCUACACUAACUCCCUCAAGCCCCUCGCUGCCCGAGGAGUCUCUGCAAGGCCUGGAACGCUUCAUGACUUCCGCAGUCAUGAGAUUGCUGAUCAGCUCACCCUUCUUGAUGCUGAACUCUUCUAUAAAAUUGAGAUUCCGGAGGUGCUGCUUUGGGCCAAGGAGCAGAAUGAGGAGAAGAGUCCAAACCUGACUCAGUUCACGGAGCACUUUAACAACAUGAGCUAUUGGAGACUAGAGUGGCAGAAACAGACCUCAGAGGGACUAGAGGAAUAUUGUACACUGAUCGACAGCUCCUCCUCCUUCAGAGCAUACAGAGCUGCUCUGGCUGAGGUGGAGCCACCAUGCAUCCCGUACCUGGGUCUCAUCCUCCAGGACCUGACAUUUGUCCACCUGGGGAACCCUGACCUCAUUGACGGGAAGGUCAAUUUCUCCAAACGCUGGCAGCAGUUCAACAUUCUAGACAGCAUGCGGCGCUUCCAGCAAGCGCAUUAUGAGCUGAAGCGCAACGAAGACAUCGUCUCUUUCUUCAAUGACUUCAGUGACCACCUAGCUGAAGAAGCCCUAUGGGAGCUGUCGCUGAAGAUCAAGCCCAGGAACAUUGUCAGGCGCAAGACAGAUCGUGAGGAGAAGACUUAG
Molecule: messenger RNA, 3754 nt
Organism: Monopterus albus (swamp eel)
Lineage: Eukaryota; Metazoa; Chordata; Actinopteri; Synbranchiformes; Synbranchidae
Gene: rapgef1b
Product: Rap guanine nucleotide exchange factor (GEF) 1b
Exons: 26
Coding region: 296-3754 (1152 amino acids)
Biological process (GO): Ras protein signal transduction
Cellular component (GO): plasma membrane
Molecular function (GO): guanyl-nucleotide exchange factor activity
Source: RefSeq, a predicted model, not a curated record